This is a messenger RNA of Dermacentor silvarum, 1043 nucleotides long. RefSeq lists its product as uncharacterized. Bases 1 to 810 code for a protein of 269 amino acids. The transcript is spliced from 5 exons. The record is from RefSeq and is a predicted model, not a curated record. Lineage: Eukaryota; Metazoa; Arthropoda; Arachnida; Ixodida; Ixodidae.
AUGCUGGCACCUGUCGAGGACGACAACGGCUCCAUUGUCUCCACGCACAACAACCGCGAGGGCGUCACGAACCACGAAUGGUACACGAACCAGCGCACCGGGACACCAUCUAUUCAAUAUCACCCAGCAGUCUAUGCUGUCCAGACGCAGCGAGGAUGCGCUGAAGUCUUCUACACGCAUUGCCUGAGGACGCCAGCAGAAUUCCACUACGACGCAACCAGCCAGAACUGCGUUACGACGGACAGACGCGAAGACCAGCUGUGCGCCCGCGGAAUGAACCGCUUCACAUCCGAGGCGAGCUGCACACGCUCAUGUGUGCGAACCCGUCAUCCAGAACAGAGAUGUUUCGCGACGCCAGUUUUCUCCGUGUGUGAAAGCCGUGACGUGAAAGUACCGCAGUGGAAUUUCGAUGGACGCGUCUGCCGACGCUGGCAUUUCCCGUCCGGCCGUUGUCCGUCAACGACGGCUGCCGGAGAGCGCAUGUUGCACAGCCCCCCUUUGUUCCCCACAUACAGCCAGUGCUUCGAAGCGUGUGGACUACGGCGGCGGAGCCGGGUGAACACGGUCAACAAGGCAUCUCGCGUGGGCACCGCCUGCCACGCGGUUUUGUAUCCGAAGACUUGCACCGAGGAGCAGCUGCGCUAUCCUUACUUUGCCGCGGCGGGCAGACGAGAAGCAGGGAACGUUCGGCUGUGGUGCCUACCCGUUGCGUCAGCGUUUCCUCUGCCUGGUCAUCGCUGUCUGCUUGGAACCAACCGUUUCCGAACUCGGUCAUCGUGCCAGUGGGCAUGUGCUGACACCGAAGUGUAGAAGUCAUCUCACAUGUGGUUCUACCCAAAAUUCUUGCAUAAUUGCGUCCUUUCACUUAGGUAUUAUAGAAUGGAUUCCCAAUUCAGCUACAUGAUAAAAAUUUUCUAAUGUAAAUUUAAUGUUGACAUAUUUGUGUUUAUGUGCGUUAUAUAAAUAUGUUAAACAUCGUAAAAGACAUUAGCGUGUUGUUCACGGCUCUAAAUACUGUCAGACGCUGACGUAUUCAUAAGGUU